UCCGCUCCUCAUACUCUCACACUUUACACUGGGAAACACCAACACAGGUACUGACAGCCUGAGCUCUGCAGCCAUGGAUGGUAAUCACAGUGUGCUGGCUGGAAGCACACAGCCGUCUGUGUCGGGAGACCAGACAGAGGGACACAUUUAUGAGGUUGCGGUGCAGAGCAACUCCACCAAUCACAGCUCCCAGUUUGCAGAUGUGGCCCUGCUGCAAAAGUUCAAGCCCCUCAUCAUCCCUUGUUAUGUGCUUGUGGUGGUGGUGGGUGUGUUUGGGAAUUACCUGCUCCUCUAUGUCAUCUGCCGAACCCGCAAGAUGCACAAUGUCACCAACUUCUUCAUCGGAAACCUGGCCUUCUCUGACAUGCUCAUGUGUGUGACUUGCGUCCCGUUCACUCUCGCGUACGCCUUCAACCCACAUGGAUGGGUUUUUGGCCGCUCAAUGUGCUAUCUGGUGUUCCUCAUCCAGCCAGUCACGGUCUAUGUUUCAGUCUUCACGCUCACUGCUAUUGCCGUGGACAGAUAUUAUGCAACAGUUCAUCCCUUGAAGAAGCGCACCUCUGUGGCCACCUGUGCGUCUGUUCUCACUGGCAUCUGGCUGCUGUCCUGUGGGCUGGUAGCUCCAGCAGUGACCCACACCUACCAUGUCGAGUUCAAAGAGGAAGGCUUCACCAUCUGCGAGGAGUUCUGGUUGGGACAAGAGAAAGAAAGACGUGCCUAUGCAUACAGCACUCUGCUGGUCACGUAUGUCCUGCCGUUAUCAGCCGUCUUUGUUUCUUACCUCUGCAUCACUGUCAAACUGAGGAACUGCGUUGCACCAGGCCACAGGACACGAGACCAGGCAGGUGCUCAACAAGCUCGGAAGAGAAAGAUCUUUCGUUUGGUUGCACUUCUGGUGUCUGCUUUCGCGGUGUGCUGGCUUCCUAUUCAUGUAUUCAAUGUGCUGCGUGACAUAGACAUACACCUCAUUAACAAGCGCUACUUUUUGCUCAUACAACUUCUGUGCCACCUGUGUGCCAUGAGCUCCUCUUGCUGUAAUCCUUUCCUCUAUGCAUGGCUACACGACCGCUUCCGCACUGAGUUACGGAAGAUGUUCAAGUGCCGCCAUCGCAUUGGAGUGCCUGCCAAUCACUGCGCUGCCAGCGUGGUCCUGUAGUCGCCUGCUGAGGAGGAUCCUUUGUUGUUAUUUUAGUGUAAGUUGCUAAUUUAAACUUUGGUGUGGCACCAAAUUAAUGGAGUUCAUCCUGUGGCUACAAGUAACGUCCAUAGAAACUUUUCUUGGCAAUCCAUUCAUUAUCAUGUUGUGUACAAAGAUGACCUAUUGGCCUCUUGAGGAGAGAUCAGUUUUCUGGGGUGUGUGAAGGGGUUCAGUCAAUUUCAAGGUAAUGUCCCGGAUGACGGAAGAAGAAAGUUUAGCCCUGAUGGGAGGAACCAAAGGAGGGUGAUGCAGUCAGUAGUGUUCAUCCUCCAUGGGCCAUAAAUAUCCACAUAUAUCGUCACAAUCAAGAUCUUGAUGUUGAUAUUUUGACCUAGGGUUGGUGCAAGGGGGGAAGCUCAUGCAAAGUCCAACCUGGUAAGGGUUCAUCCUCUGGGAAUCACAAGCAUGCUCAGUAAACUUCACGACAAUCUCCCUCUUGGAUUUUGAUAUUUCUUCUAUAUAAGUGGACAUAAGUCACAACUGUAGAUGAGUCAGUGUGCUACCAGUACCAUUAUGGGAUCAUGAAUAUCAGCAGCAGAUUUUAUGCCAUCAGUUUUUAGGAUACUUUGUCAUGGACCAUUGUAUAGGUUAUAGGAAACUUUCCAAUGACAGUGAUGUUGGAUGACGGGUCAAGGGGUGACAGAAAAUUAGAGGAGGAAUCAUCAAACAAAGGUCUAGAAGGGUUCAUUAUGUCUUUGGAUUCACCCUCUGGAAAGCAUCCUGUGGACAACACUAGUUGGGCUCAACUUUGGAGCAGGGGCCAAGAGUCUAAUAAAUAAAUGUUCACUAUAAAUUCUCUUUCUCACUCUCUUUGGUUAUUAAUGAAAUAAACCAAGCUGUGAGAGAACUGUGGUGAAGGAAAUGCUUGAAAUAUCUAAAUUGCUUUUCAGUAUUUGAUGUAAUAUAUUGUAUAUACUGUCUACUGUACAUCUAACCUUUAUGGAAUGACAAAAGCUUCCUUUAUUAUAUUUAUAAGGACAUACUGAUAACAAUUAAAAUGACCUUGUGAUAUAGAAGAGAUGAACACAGUGCGCAUGUAUGAUGAACAGAGUGUAGCUUUAUUGGAUAUCAGUUCAGAUUGUGUUUUUUUAAUGGUCACUGUGGAUGUGUUUUUUUCCACCAAGUCACUGAUGUCGGAUCUAAUGUUGGUGUGUUGUUCCUCCGUGGAGCCCAGUGGAAUAAAUUACAUUCAUGAACUUGCUCCCCUGGGCUCCAAAUUUCUUAAAGCCUGUAGCUGAUGAAUAUGCACCUUGCUGUAGUAAUUAUCAAAUUAUUCCUGAUGGCAUUGUAUAACAGCUGUAAAAAAGAAAAUGAAACCAUUGUGGUGUGGUGGUUGGUUAUAUGUUCUCUGCUUUCUUUCAUUUCUAUUGCUUCUUCAAGAUUUGUACAAAAUGUACAAGACUUAUUUAUAACAGCCACAGUGGCAACAGCCACAUCAUCUCUGUAUGUACAUGUGUCUUCUUGCUUCAGGCCAGUACAACAGAUUUAUCCUGACAGCUGUAAUAACACACAAAGUCACCGUCACUGCAGUGAUUAAAACUUCGCCUUUAUACUUGCUCUUGUCCUAUCAUCAUUUAUUCAGUGACUGAAGGGCUUUGGGUACAUAUGGCGUACUUAAAAUGACCACAGAACUGUUUGUAAAUGAUGUACAUGGUUUGUGGUGUUACAUGUAAAAAAAAGAAAUACUUUGAUGCGUAGCCUGUGCUAUCACACAUUGUGGAAAAUUGUGAA
Seriola aureovittata is the source of this 2929-nucleotide messenger RNA. Its product is annotated as prolactin-releasing peptide receptor-like. The transcript is spliced from 3 exons. Gene Ontology annotation, biological process: G protein-coupled receptor signaling pathway. Gene Ontology annotation, cellular component: plasma membrane; neuron projection. Lineage: Eukaryota; Metazoa; Chordata; Actinopteri; Carangiformes; Carangidae. Gene Ontology annotation, molecular function: neuropeptide Y receptor activity; neuropeptide binding. The record is from RefSeq and is a predicted model, not a curated record. Bases 74 to 1156 code for a protein of 360 amino acids.